This is a messenger RNA of Chenopodium quinoa (quinoa), 1094 nucleotides long. Its product is annotated as mitochondrial import inner membrane translocase subunit TIM22-4-like. Gene Ontology annotation, biological process: protein insertion into mitochondrial inner membrane. The record is from RefSeq and is a predicted model, not a curated record. The coding region runs from base 275 to 787 and encodes 170 amino acids. Gene Ontology annotation, molecular function: transmembrane protein transporter activity. Lineage: Eukaryota; Viridiplantae; Streptophyta; Magnoliopsida; Caryophyllales; Amaranthaceae. The transcript is spliced from 4 exons. Gene Ontology annotation, cellular component: TIM22 mitochondrial import inner membrane insertion complex.
ACUCGUGUGAGGUCGGUCCGAAUAUCCAACUACCCAAGCCCGUCUGAAACCUGAAAGGUAGUCGGCUAAUCUCGCGCUUUCUCUUUCUCUCUUUUUUCGGAAGAAAUACAUUUUGCUGAAUUGCGCUCGUUCUCAGCGCAAGCAGCACCAUCUUCAUCAUUCUUCCAUUACCGAGUAACAAUUGAUUAAAAGAAGGUAAUUACAUUAGCCCUCUUCUGGAAUUCCAUGAUUCUUGAGUUGACUCGGAACUGAGUUGAGUGAAAUCGAAGCAUCAAUGAGUAGCAACUCGGAAGUUGAAUCUACAAACGCUCCAAGUGGAGCACCACCAAUACAAAAACCCCAAAUACAAACCAUUCACCUUCCUACCGCUGAAGAAGUUCAUGGCCAAGACAUCUGGAAUAACUGCGCUGUUCGCAGUGUCGUCAGUGGUGUAAUGGGAGGUGGGCUUGGGGUGAUGAUGGGGAUAUUUUUUGCGGCAUUGGAUAAUCCCAUCAUGCAAGAUACAAUGACAGCUAGGCAGCAAAUUGCUUAUACAGCAAAACAGAUGGGUCAAAGGAGUUGGGGUAAUUGCAAGACAUUUGCAUUGAUGGGCUGUGUUUUCUCAGCUGCGGAAUGUGUUGUUGAAAAGUAUCGAGCGAAACAUGACACUACAAAUACAGUGAUCGCUGGAUGUGUGACUGGAGGUGCAAUUUCAGCAAAAGGUGGUCCUCAAGCUGCUUGCAUUGGUUGUGCUGGCUUUGCUGCAUUUUCAGUUGCCAUAGAGAAGGUGAUGGAGAGAUAUGAAUGAUUAAACAGCAUGUUGCUGAGCAAUAUGCAUCAGAUUGCUCUGUACUAAAGGGCUAAUGCCCGGUUAGGUAGUUGCCGAUUUCUAUAGUUUGCUAUGCAUCUUAGCCUGAAUAUUCUCUUGAAAUCAUUAACAUAUAUUACUUCAUAAUUCCUAUAAUUUCUCAGCAUAUUUUUAAUGUUAUACUAAAUUAAAUUAGUGGCAUACCAAUUUUAUUUUGUAGAUGAAGGUAUUGCCCUAAGUAUUUGCUUGUGACAUUGUAUUAGUACAACUGAAAUAAAGUUUCUUGAAUGCUCACCAUAUUAAAUCA